Molecule: messenger RNA, 1194 nt
Organism: Schizophyllum commune H4-8
Lineage: Eukaryota; Fungi; Basidiomycota; Agaricomycetes; Agaricales; Schizophyllaceae
Exons: 5
Coding region: 1-1194 (397 amino acids)
Source: RefSeq, a predicted model, not a curated record
AUGUCAUCUGUUAUAACAGCUUCGGCACCGUGGUGGAAGGUCGUAUCUCCAGGCGACGUACCGACCAACGCUCAGCAUCGUUACCACCUCUUCGCGCAGCGACUACAAGACUCCCCCGCCCUUUCCACGAACAGCGCAUUCGAUGUGCACGCUUCAGGCAGCGUCGCAAACGUCGGAGUUCUUGCUAUGGUAGCCUUGCUCUCACAGGCAGCCGAGGUCGAGGAAGUCGAGACUGCCUUGCAACGCACUCUGUGCGGGCGUGUCAACGAAUCCAAGCUCCUCAGCGUAGCCAUCUUCGAACUCAUUGAAUGUCACCGGCCUGCCUUCAAUGUGAUCAAGGGCGAGUUCGGCGAAGCCGCCGUCCUCGCCCUUGAAGCGUACAUUCUCUCCUCUGGACAAGAGUAUGCAGGCCUUCUACACGAAAUCGAGCAGAAGGCUGCAGGCGACAGCCGGCCAUGCUAUAUUCUGCCCGUCUGUCAGCAGCUAGCUCCAGAAGCUGCCAUGGCUCGUCGAAACAGUAUCACGAAGACCUUGCGCGGUCAGAGCGAUCAGAUUGCCAGAUUUCUUCGCGAGUUCAUCGCCAAACGUGCUCUAGUGCAGCCUCGGUCUGAAGCAACCCCAGACACGACCUCCUCCUUGCUGGAUGCCGUUCGAGAUGCCAGCCAGCACGGUGCAGAUAAGAUCUCACAGGCGACGGAUGUCCUGACGGCGCUGCGCAUGAACUGCAGCGUUGCAGACGCGACUUGUCGCAUGUUUGGUAACCGCCUUAAGUCGGUUCAAGCGGACCUCUUUCGCGUAGGAGAUAUAUCUGCCCAAUUGCAGGUUGCCGCAGGGAAGGUCGUCGCUCACAGGUGGAAUGAACACGGUCUGGGAUGCAAGGAGGGCGAGCAGUCGGCAUCAGCGGCGCUAUUGAUCAUGGCAGCCCAGGCAUCCAAGCGCAAGCGCGUCAGGGUCGCCUGUGACGAUGCACCUUCUCGCCGCACUCGUAGCAAAGGCUGCACGCAGACGAGCGGCUACAACACGCGCAGCCGCGCAGCGCCUGCCCCUGUUGCCGGCCGCCGCCACGUCGCGAAGGUGCCCUUCGUCAAGAGGAAGUCGGUGCGCAGAUCUUCUGCCUGUGCUGCCGCUCCGCAAAUAGACUCGGUCUCUGCACGACUUCCUGUCCUGUAUGGCCUGGUUCGCGGACGCGCGUAG